UGCUGUGAGCUCAACGCAUAGAACUGCAGAUUGGCUUCUCUUGUGUUUUUAGGCAGUGCUCUGUUGAGAAAGGCUGGGUUUGGCUCUCCUGAGCACGUUGGUGGUAUUCAUAACAGUGGUAUGUUCUUUGCAUUGCAGCCUUUGAGUGACUUCUACUUAGUAAUCCUUUCUGAGGGUUAAAUUCUGAUUCUGACGUGUUUCGGUUUCGUUGUGUUGUUAUCAGUGGCUGCAGGUUUGCUCUGACAGUCAGCGCUUCAGUGGGCAGCUCACAAAUGAGCAGGCUGAUAGAGAGAUGUGGAAAGGAAGAAGGAUGGGAAAAGCUGGGUGUGUUAUGAUGAUGACAGAACAGGACCGGGGAGGAGGAAGGUCUUGGUGUUGUAAGUUUUGCAGGAGGAGAAGAACAGUUUGGGCUUUAAGGCUUGAGAGGAGCAGCUGUCUUAGCUUCUGCAGCCUGCACAGAAUGAAGCAGGUGUAGAAAUUGUCCCCAUUGAGAAACAUGGACUGGAAUCAAAGUCUGUUUUUAUGCAGGUGAGCUCCAGAAAAGCAGUACUUAAAGAAAAAAAAGAGUUUAUAUGUAUAUAUUUACUGACUCCUCCUAAAUCCAAUUGAAGUGGUGUUUUGAAGUUUGCUAAACCACAAGUUUUUUUUUAUGUAACAAGAUAAAGUGCACUGAUAGCCUCCCCUGCACACACCCCGUCCAAUUUGUGCCUGUGGAGGCUGGUCACAGCUUUGGGACCUGUUCCAGCCUUAAAUGUCCUGUGAAGGAUGAUACAGGGGGCUCCUCCCUGCACCAUGGGCAGACUUUGACCUGGAGGGCUCUGUGUGCAGGAGAUAAGGGCCAGGCACUGUCCUGCAGGUUUUGAAUUCUGUUCGUGUUGCAUCUGGGUCUCGUUCCCACCACUCAGGUGAGAUGGCUUUAACAAAACGUUAGCAGGGAGCUUCUGCUUCUCAAUGCAAACUGCAGUUGUGCUGCUGUACCUUAUGUCAGCCCUUCUGAGCAAAGCAAGCUGUCCUGGCAGCAGCAUUCCUUGGCUGUGUGUGGGUAAGGGCUCCUGCUGGCUGUGUUGAUCAGGUAUUGCAUCACUGCCUAGUUCUGGUGUGGUCGUGGCUGAAAUGCUGCACAGCAUGGCUUGGUUUAUAGCCCAUCGUUUAAAGUGUGGAAGAUCUUACAAGAAAAGGCAGAGUUGCCAGUGUAAUGAGAACAGUCUUCUUAUUUAACAGAUAAGGAGUAGGGCAGUGUUGCUGAUUUGAAGACAAAAAGGCUGGUGAGGUUUUCUGGUUCUGAUGAUGUUGGCCAGGCCCUAUGAGAAAAAGGGAAAGCUAAGGAUGCUGGAGCAGAACAAUGGAUUUCUCUUUCUCUUUCAUGCAAGGGAUCAUGGGAAACACAAUUCAGCAACCACCUCAGCUCAUUGACUCAGCCAACAUCCGCCAGGAGGAUGCCUUUGAUGCCAGCAGUGACAUUGCUGAAGAUGGUGGACAGACACCAUAUGAAGCUGCCCUACAGCAAGGCUUUCAAUACCCAACACCCACGGCAGAGGAUCUGCCCCCCAUUGCUAAUGGCUACCCAGCCACCAUCAAUAUGUACGAACCUCAAGCCAAAUUCCAGACGUACAGUCAAUAUCCCAAUGGUUCUGCCAAUGGUUUUGGUACAGUUAGGAACUUUAGUCCCCCAGAAUAUUACCACAUGGAAAACUCGAAUGCGAGGCCGCAUGAAGUUCUGGAAAAGCCUUCCCCUCCACAGCCACCCCAACCAUCACCUUCAGUUUCCCAGACGGUGAUUCCAAAGAAGACUGGCUCACCAGAAAUCAAACUAAAAAUAACCAAAACUAUCCAGAACGGCAGGGAAUUGUUUGAGUCCUCUCUUUGUGGGGACCUUUUAAAUGAAGUACAAGCGAGUGAGUAUGCUAAGGCAAAACAUGAAGGGAGAAAAGAGAAAAGGAAAAAAAGUAGCAAGCAUGACUCUUCCCGAUCGGAAGAGCGCAAGUCGCACAAAAUUCCAAAAUUAGAACCAGAGGAACAAAAUAGACCAAAUGAGAGGCUUAGCAUGCUGUCUGAAAGGCCAAGAGAAGAUGCAGUGUUGGAGGAAGCCCCGGUGCAGCAGUUCUUGCCUUCUCUUCCAACACAAGUCAGCCAUGACAUCAAGUUUCAGGUUGGCGAUCUGGUUUGGUCCAAGGUGGGAACAUACCCAUGGUGGCCUUGCAUGGUUUCAUGUGAUCCACAGCUUGAUGUUCAUACCAAAAUCAAUACGAGAGGUGCCCGUGAAUACCAUGUUCAGUUUUUUAGCAACCAGCCAGAACGGGCGUGGGUGCACGAGAAGCGAGUUCGGGAGUACAAAGGACACAAACAAUAUGAGCAGUUAUUGGCAGAGGCUGCUAAGCAAGCCAGCAACCAUUCUGAGAAACAGAAGAUUCGCAAACCAAGGCCACAAAGAGAGCGUGCUCAGUGGGAUAUUGGUAUUGCCCACGCUGAGAAAGCAUUGAAAAUGACUCGGGAAGAAAGGAUAGAACAAUACACCUUCAUUUAUAUAGACAAAGAACCAGAGGAGGUUUUGUCAAAAGCCAAAAAGACGGCUGCUUCUAAAUCAGAGACCAAGAAGAACCGGCGUCCGAAGCCAGCAUUGAACACCCAGCCAGAGCAUGGCAAUGUGAUAACAGGAUCACCUUCCAGUGCAGAGCUGCGAAGGCAGAGCCAACGGAGGCAGUCGAGUGCGGAAGAGGAGGAGCCACCACCUGUGAAAAUUGCAUGGAAAACAGCUGCAGCUAGAAAAUCCUUACCAGCUUCGAUAACCAUGCACAACUUGGAUCUUCAAAAAUGUAACAUGUCUCCGGUUGUUAAAAUUGAACAGGUUUUUGCUCUUCAAAAUGCUGCUGGGGAUGGAAAGCUCAUCGAUCAGUUUGUUUAUUCCACUAAGGGAGUUGGUAACAAAGCAGAAAUAAGUGUCAAAGGACAAGAGAAGCUUAAUUCUGCAUCCAAUCAGAGAAAUGAAAAAGCAACGUGCAAUGUGCAAAACGCAUCCUCUCCUGAAACAACUUCUGGAUCAGCAGGUUCUGUAGAAAAGAAGCAACAGAGAAGAUCGAUUCGAACCCGCUCAGAGUCUGAGAAAUCCACUGAAGUUGUGCCAAAGAAGAAGAUCAAAAAGGAGCAGGUUGAAAUGGUUCCACUGGCAGCAGUGAAGACAGGCCUGCAGAAAGGUGCCAGCGAGAUUUCAGAUUCUUGUAAACCUUUAAAGAAGAGGAGUCGAGCCUCAACUGAUGUAGAACUGACGAGCUCAGCUUACAGAGAUGCUUCUGACUCUGAUUCAAGAGGACUCAAUGAUUUACAGGGUAGUUUUGGAAAGCGUUCCGACAGCCCAUCAGCUGCUGUCGAUGCUGAUGCUUCUGAUGUGCAGUCAGUGGACUCCAGCUUAUCCAGGAGAGGAACUGGAACAAAUAAAAAAGACACUGUUUGUCAGAUCUGUGAGAGCUCUGGUGAGUCACUGGUGUCCUGUGAGGGCGAGUGCUGCAGCACCUUUCAUAUGGAGUGUCUGGGCCUGAAGGCAAUGCCAGAGGAGAAGUUCUUCUGCACGGAGUGUAAAAAUGGAGAACACACGUGCUUUUCUUGCAAACUUCCUGGCAAAGAUGUGAAGCGCUGCUCUGUCAGUGCAUGCGGUAAAUUCUACCACGAGGCGUGUGUGCGCAAGUUUGCCACAGCUCUGUUUGAGUCACGAGGCUUUCGGUGCCCUCAGCAUUGCUGCUCUGCCUGCUCCGUGGAUAAGGACAUCCAUAAAGCAAGCAAAGGUCGCAUGGUGAGAUGUUUCAGAUGUCCCAUUGCCUAUCACUCAGGAGAUGGCUGUAUUGCUGCAGGAAGCUUAUUUGUGUCAUCCCACAUUCUCAUCUGUAGUAACCAUUCCAAAAGGAAUCACUCCUCAUCAGCUGUAAAUGUAGGCUUUUGUUUCGUUUGUGCAAGAGGGCUGGUAGUGCAGGAUCAUUCAGACCCCCUGUUCAGUUCAUAUGCCUAUAAAUCCCACUACCUACUGAAUGAAUCAAAUCGUGCUGAGUUGAUGAAAUUACCUAUGAUUCCUCCUCCUUCGUCAGCUUCCAAAAAGAAAUGUGAGAAAGGUGGAAAACUGUUGUGCUGUGAAUCCUGCCCAGCUUCCUUUCACCCUGAGUGUCUCAACAUAGACAUGCCUGAAGGAUGUUGGAAUUGCAAUGACUGUAAAGCUGGCAAGAAGCUACGUUACAAGCAGAUUGUUUGGGUCAAGCUUGGAAAUUACAGGUGGUGGCCAGCAGAGAUCUGCAAUCCCAGGUCUGUGCCUCUCAACAUACAGGGCCUCAAACAUGAUAUCGGGGACUUCCCAGUAUUUUUCUUUGGUUCACAUGACUACUAUUGGGUACACCAGGGCAGAGUUUUCCCUUAUGUUGAAGGAGAUAAAAGCUUUGCUGAGGGGCAAACUAGUAUUAACAAGACCUUCAAGAAAGCACUCGAAGAAGCAGCAAAGCGCUUCCAAGAGCUGAAAGCACAAAGAGAAAGCAAAGAAGCAUUGGAAAUUGAAAGGAAUUCAAGGAAACCUCCACCAUAUAAACACAUUAAAUCCAACAAGGUAAUAGGGAAGGUUCAGAUUCAGGUGGCUGAUCUGUCAGAAAUCCCUCGCUGUAACUGCAAGCCAUCUGAUGAGAACCCCUGUGGUCUGGAGUCAGAGUGUCUGAACAGGAUGCUGCAGUAUGAGUGCCACCCCCAGGUGUGCCCAGCAGGAGAGCGAUGUCAGAACCAGUGCUUCACCAAAAGGCUCUACCCUGAUGCUGAAAUCAUCAAAACUGAUCGACGUGGAUGGGGUCUCAGGACAAAAAGGAACAUUAAAAAGGGUGAAUUUGUGAAUGAAUACGUUGGUGAGCUAAUUGAUGAAGAAGAGUGCAGACUGCGAAUUAAACGUGCCCAUGAAAACAGUGUAACCAAUUUUUAUAUGUUAACAGUUACGAAGGAUCGGAUAAUAGAUGCUGGUCCAAAGGGGAAUUAUUCUCGCUUUAUGAACCACAGUUGUAAUCCAAACUGUGAAACACAGAAAUGGACGGUGAAUGGUGACAUCAGAGUUGGGCUGUUUGCUCUUUGUGACAUUCCUGCAGGAAUGGAGUUAACAUUUAAUUAUAAUUUGGAUUGCCUUGGGAAUGGUAGGACUGAGUGUCACUGUGGAGCAGAAAACUGCAGUGGUUUCCUAGGAGUGCGUCCAAAGACAGCAUUUGCAACAGCAAAUGAAGAGAAGGUGAAGAAUGCAAAACUAAAGCAGAAGAAGCGGAAAAUAAAAACAGAACAGAAGCAGAUGCACGAAGACAACUGUUUCCAGUGUGGAGAUGGGGGAGAACUUGUCAUGUGUGAUAAAAAGGACUGUCCCAAAGCUUACCACCUCCUAUGCCUUAACCUGACUCAACCACCUUUUGGAAAGUGGGAAUGUCCGUGGCAUCAGUGUGACAUCUGUAGCAAUCCUGCAGUUUCGUUCUGUGAGUUCUGCCCUCAUUCUUUCUGUAAGGAUCACGAGAAAGGAGCCCUGGUGGCAUCGGCACUGGACGGCCGUCUCUGCUGCUCCACACACGACCCCAAAUCUCCCGUGGCACCUGAGUACUGGAACAAGAUAAAAUGCAAAUUGGAACCUCAGAAUCCUGUAGAAGAAGCAAAGGAGUGAAUUUUUGUUUAAAAACAAAAAAAACCAACAAGGGAGGGAAGAAGAAGAGGGGCAAAUAGGCGAUGCUUGAAGAGACUGCUAUGACACAUUCAAUCUGUAUCAUCGGCGCUGUCUUGUGUGAACUGGGAGUGGGACCACUUACCCUUAACCAAGCAGAAGCAGGCAGUGGUGUUUGUUUUUUAUUGUUUGGUCUUUUACCCUUGAAUGUGCUACAAGCAGCUCUUUCUGUUGGAAAACAAACGUCUCGGCCUUCUAAAGCAAACAGUAGACCUUUUGACAGUGAAACGAAUAUUCUGUUUAAAGAUGUUCAAGUGUAGAAAACAAAGCAUAGCAACAUAUUUAUUUAUUUAAUUUUUAAAGGAUGUUGAAGAUCUGGUUUGGAUCAGUCAGCGUGUCUUUAAAAAAAACAAAAAAAAA
Phasianus colchicus (ring-necked pheasant) is the source of this 6070-nucleotide messenger RNA. The record is from RefSeq and is a predicted model, not a curated record. NCBI's taxonomy places the organism in Eukaryota, Metazoa, Chordata, Aves, Galliformes, Phasianidae.